Drosophila montana is the source of this 669-nucleotide messenger RNA. Its product is annotated as larval/pupal cuticle protein H1C. NCBI's taxonomy places the organism in Eukaryota, Metazoa, Arthropoda, Insecta, Diptera, Drosophilidae. The transcript has 2 exons. The coding region runs from base 142 to 576 and encodes 144 amino acids. The record is from RefSeq and is a predicted model, not a curated record.
UCAUUGUAUUCACUGUGAGUAUGUGAGUGUGUGCGUGCGCCUUGAAAGUGAAGUUCAAGUAUAAAAGCCAGCGACAAUUUAACAACUGGCACAGUCUACCCUUCGACACAAGUCAAAGAUCCCACACAACAGCUCUACAAAAUGUUCAAAUUGUUCGUUCUCGCCGCUCUGGUCGCCGUGGCCGCCGCUCGUCCCGGCCAUUUGGCUGCCGCACCGCUGGUCUAUAGCGCCGCACCCACAACCUAUGUGCAGGAGCACGCUCUGGCCAAGAUUGGCGCCGUCGUGAAGAGUGUGCCCACCGCUGUCUCACACCAGAGCGUCACCCAGGUGCAUAGCACGCCCUACGUUGAGGAUGUGGUUGCGCCCGUUGUGAAGACCACGGUGCAUGCCGCGCCCGCCGUUGCCACAUACUCGGCGGUUGCUCCGGUGGCCACCUACUCGGCCCUGCCGGCCACAUAUGCCGCCCAUGUGCCCUAUGUGAGGAGCGUGUCGCCACUGGCCUACUCCGCACCGCUGGCCUACUCCGCACCCCUGCUGCACCACGCACCGCUGACAUACGCAGCCAGCGCCUGGUAAGAGCGAGAGAACGAAAGAGUUUGAUAUAUCCAACACUACGAUGUUGACUUGUGUCCCACGAAAAUAAAAUCCAAAAAACCAAUCGAAUUUGAA